CAGGCCCCCUCCGCCCCCGGCCCCGGCCCCGGCCCCUCGGCGGGAUGGGGGACAACACCAGCCCCAUCAGCGUGAUUCUGGUGAGCUCCGGGAGCAGGGGCAAUAAGCUGCUGUUCAGGUACCCCUUCCAGAGAAGCCAGGAGCACCCGGCGUCCCAGACAAAUAAACCACGUAGCCGAUACGCUGUUAACAACACUGGCGACCAUGCUGAUGACCAGGAUGGCGAUUCCAGCGAGCCAUGUCCUCCAACCGAUGAGCAAUUGGUUGCAGGGUUUUCAGAUGUUAUUCUGGCAACAAUUUUGGCAACCAAGUCUGAAAUGUGUGGCCAAAAAUUUGAACUGAAGAUUGAUAAUGUGCGGUUUGUUGGGCACCCAACACUGCUACAGCAUGCUCUGGGGCAGGUCUCCAAAACAGAUCCUUCCCCGAAGAGGGAGGCACCUACUAUGAUUCUUUUUAAUGUGGUGUUUGCACUGAGGGCCAACGCAGACCCAUCAGUGAUAAACUGUCUGCACAACCUGUCCCGUCGUAUUGCCACCGUGCUGCAGCAUGAGGAGCGCCGCUGCCAGUACCUCACCCGGGAGGCCAAGCUGAUCCUGGCGCUCCAGGAUGAGGUGUCCGCCAUGGCUGAUGGAAAUGAAGGUCCUCAGUCCCCGUUCCAUCACAUCCUGCCCAAGUGCAAGCUGGCCAGGGACCUCAAGGAAGCUUACGACAGCCUGUGCACAUCGGGCGUGGUUCGGCUUCACAUCAACAGCUGGCUGGAAGUGAGCUUCUGCCUGCCCCACAAGAUCCACUAUGCGGCCUCCAGCCUGAUCCCCCCAGAGGCCAUCGAACGGAGCCUGAAAGCCAUCCGCCCGUACCAUGCCCUGCUGCUGCUCAGUGACGAGAAGUCCUUGCUGAGUGAGCUUCCUAUCGACUGUUCCCCUGCCCUAGUGCGGGUGAUCAAGACCACAUCUGCUGUGAAGAACCUGCAGCAGCUAGCCCAGGAUGCGGACCUGGCCUUGCUGCAGGUUUUCCAGCUUGCAGCUCAUCUGGUGUACUGGGGCAAGGCCAUCAUCAUCUACCCACUGUGUGAAAACAACGUCUACAUGCUGUCUCCCAACGCCAGUGUGUGUCUGUACUCCCCGCUGGCUGAGCAGUUCUCCCACCAGUUCCCAUCUCAUGACCUGCCGUCCGUCCUUGCCAAGUUCUCCUUGCCGGUCUCCUUGUCAGAAUUUAGGAAUCCCCUGGCCCCUGCUGUGCAGGAGACCCAGCUCAUCCAGAUGGUGGUUUGGAUGCUGCAGCGCCGGCUCCUCAUCCAGCUGCACACCUACGUCUGCCUGAUGGCUUCACCCAGCGAGGAGGAGCCCCGCCUGCGAGAAGAUGACGUCCCCUUCACGGCCCGGGUUGGCGGUCGCAGCCUCAGCACACCCAACGCGCUCAGCUUUGGCUCCCCAACCAGCAGCGAUGACAUGACCCUCACCAGCCCCAGCAUGGACAACUCCAGCGCAGAGCUGCUUCCCAGUGGGGACUCGCCACUGAACCAGAGGAUGACAGAGAACCUGCUGGCCAGCCUGUCGGAGCAUGAGCGUGCAGCCAUCCUCAGUGUACCUGCAGCCCAGAACCCUGAGGACCUGCGCAUGUUUGCCAGGCUCCUUCACUACUUCCGUGGCCGCCACCACCUGGAGGAGAUCAUGUACAACGAGAACACGCGGCGCUCCCAGCUGCUCAUGCUCUUUGACAAGUUCCGCAGCGUGCUGGUGGUGACCACCCAUGAGGACCCCGUCAUUGCUGUCUUCCAGGCUCUGCUUCCCUGAGCCCAGGCGGAGUGGGGAAGGCUGCUGGGGUGUGCAGGUGGGCUCCCUCCCUGCUGAGGCUGAGCCUUCUCAGCCCUGAGGCCCAGCACUGGGUGGAUGCCAGCCCUGUCCUGACCAAAGGCCUACAGAGCCCCACUGUCCUGGCCAUGGGUGGUUCAGCUGUGGGGAUGCUGCCCUCUGUGCCCCUAUGCUUCCCUGCUUGUGUGGCCUGUUCCUAUCUGACAGCCUUCCCUUUGUGAAGUGCCCUGUGGCCCCUUCCCCAGCAUCACCCCUCUCUGCCAUGGACUUCUUCCCAGGUUGCCAUGAGCCUUUUCCAGGCCCAGUCCUCACCACAGCCCACAUUAAGUCACACACGGGCUCAUAGCCAAGCUGUGACCUGGUCCUGACCAUCUGGGGCACGAGCGCUUGGGCUGGCCCCGCUAGGCCGGAGCAGCCCUGUCACCUGUGCACAUCUUGCUGGUGGAGGCAUGGCCCACUGUGCAGGAUCCCACACUGACGAUUCUCCCCAGGGUCCACACUGGGUCUGGUGCUACAUACUUGGGGCCCCAAGCCCUCGUGUCCUGGAGGAAGAGCUGGCUCCAGACAUGUGCUGAUCACCUAGGGGGACUCUGGCUAACGCAGUUUUCUAGAAAUAAAACAUUUAUUUGUUAUUAAACAAUUAAAAA
Molecule: messenger RNA, 2458 nt
Organism: Saimiri boliviensis boliviensis (Bolivian squirrel monkey)
Lineage: Eukaryota; Metazoa; Chordata; Mammalia; Primates; Cebidae
Gene: NPRL3
Product: NPR3 like, GATOR1 complex subunit
Biological process (GO): TORC1 signaling; negative regulation of TORC1 signaling; positive regulation of autophagy
Cellular component (GO): GATOR1 complex
Source: RefSeq, a predicted model, not a curated record